CAGCUGUGCACCGAGCAGUGCAGCAGGAACAAACUGUCUAGACUUCACAGCGGUCCGGCAAACCAACACUGACAUGCAAAAGUGAAACUGCCACACCACAAAGAGAUGACUGUUUGGUGGCAGGCUCUCAUCCUCCUUUCUUGCGUACUGAACUGUGUGGACUCUGCUCCAGCACCAGUUCUCCAGAGGACUAAAUACAAGAACUCGUUUCGUCUCACACGGUCCACCCGAACCCACGUGCAGGAGGUGCUGAGGAAAUACGAAGAGCAGCAGUUGGGGAAUAUGGAGAAUUUUGUGGGACGAAGCCGACAGUUAAAGGAUCUGCCUUCACUUUCUACAGACUUCUCUGGGUGGCUACAGCUGACGGACUGGGACCGAUUGCAUGGUGCUUUCUGGGACAUGCAAGCCUUCUGGGAUAAGCUGGAGUGGAAGAGAAAACAGCUGGAGGAGGAGAAAGAGCAGAUGGUGAUGCAGGCGACCCAAACCACUUUACCUCAGAGUAUCAAGUACAUUCAGCUGGACUUAAGGGAUCUGAUGAACCAAGUCAGCAGUCAGCUGAGACGCAUGAAGAGCUCGUGGAAAAAGCCAGUAUCUGCUACAGUGCUGCAAACUCCCUCAAACUCAGCUAGCAGCUCCAAAAAGUUAUGGGACAGCCGAGUGGAGGGUUACAUCAUUCUGAGGCAUCUAGACCUUUACCUCACCAAGCUGGCAAGAGACUUUCUUCUGCUGGCUUCGAAAACACACUCAUGACUCACUAGUGAAAAACAGACAACACACGCUUGCACAGAAACAAAAAUAAGGAAGAAAAAGCUGAAGUGACACGCAGAAUUGGAGAGAAAUGUAGAAUAACUGUUUAAUCAGUGCUUUAGUGGUGUUGUCAACACUUUCCAUGAAGGUUUUCAGUUUAGUGAGUCUGCUGUUUUUUUUACAUGUUGUAUUACUGUAUAUUUGAGGGUUUUCUUGGGUAUUUCCCAGAGUUUCUGUCUUAGCUCUGACUGUAAGUUAGAAAAAGCAGAGAAUACUUGCCAACAUCCUCUUUUUCCCCACCCACGCCCUCAAUCUACUGGACUUUCCAAAGAUAUAUGUACUAUUUAUUGAAAUAUUUAUUUAUCAUGCUAUUUGCUAUUUAUAUCAGAGUGGUUUGUUUUAGUUCUCUUGCAAUAGAGAGAUACAGUGUUUUACAGAAGACAUUUUAUAUUGACAGAUAAAUAUUGUUGUGUAUGUUUUACAAUAAAGAGAUGAAGAAUUUGGAACUGUGAA
Amphiprion ocellaris (clown anemonefish) is the source of this 1260-nucleotide messenger RNA. RefSeq lists its product as uncharacterized. The record is from RefSeq and is a predicted model, not a curated record. NCBI's taxonomy places the organism in Eukaryota, Metazoa, Chordata, Actinopteri, Pomacentridae. The transcript has 5 exons. The coding region runs from base 106 to 750 and encodes 214 amino acids.